CACGCUUGCGCAGUCUUGGCCUCUGGCUGCCGCGCCAGCCCCUCUACGCGGCGGGGGACUUGGCUGCCUUGGCCCCUUCGCGCUGCCGUCUUUUCCGGCAGUUGGAGCGCUUCCUGUUGUACUUAGCCGCACCCGCCCCCUCGACCCCUACCUCAGAGACCCUAACGCGUCCCCACCUCUCCUCUAGUCCGCGGGCUGCUGCCACUGGGGCUUCGCCUGUCCGCCGGUCGAGAGAGGUCGCUGGCCGGGCGGGCGUCUGCGGCUGUCCGCCGCCCCCAGCUCUUCCACCCACGGGGCUCUGCGGCCAUGGCAAUGACAAGCUCAACACCUUGCUCCUCCAUGAGUAAUCACACAAAGGAAAGGGUGACCAUGACCAAAGUGACACUGGAGAAUUUUUAUAGCAACCUUAUCGCUCAACAUGAAGAACGAGAAAUGAGACAAAAGAAGUUAGAGAAAGUGAUGGAAGAAGAAGGCCUAAAAGAUGAAGAGAAGCGUUUGAGGAGGUCAGCGCAUGCACGGAAGGAAACAGAGUUUCUUCGUUUGAAGAGAACAAGACUUGGAUUGGAAGAUUUUGAGUCCUUAAAAGUAAUAGGCAGAGGAGCGUUCGGUGAGGUGCGGCUUGUUCAGAAGAAAGAUACAGGGCAUGUAUAUGCAAUGAAAAUACUACGUAAAGCAGAUAUGCUUGAAAAAGAGCAGGUUGGCCACAUUCGUGCGGAGCGUGACAUUCUAGUGGAGGCAGACAGUUUGUGGGUUGUGAAAAUGUUCUAUAGUUUUCAGGAUAAGCUAAACCUCUACCUAAUCAUGGAGUUCCUGCCUGGAGGGGACAUGAUGACCCUAUUAAUGAAGAAAGAUACCCUGACAGAAGAGGAGACUCAGUUUUAUAUAGCAGAAACAGUAUUAGCCAUAGACUCCAUUCACCAACUUGGAUUCAUCCACAGAGACAUCAAGCCAGACAACCUUCUCCUGGACAGCAAGGGCCAUGUGAAGCUUUCUGACUUUGGCCUUUGCACAGGACUGAAAAAAGCACACAGGACAGAAUUUUAUAGGAAUCUGAACCACAGCCUCCCCAGUGAUUUCACUUUCCAGAACAUGAAUUCCAAAAGGAAAGCAGAAACCUGGAAAAGAAAUAGACGUCAGCUAGCCUUCUCCACGGUAGGCACUCCUGACUACAUUGCUCCUGAGGUGUUCAUGCAGACCGGGUACAACAAGCUCUGUGAUUGGUGGUCGCUUGGGGUGAUCAUGUAUGAGAUGCUCAUCGGCUACCCACCUUUCUGUUCUGAGACCCCUCAAGAGACAUAUAAGAAGGUGAUGAACUGGAAAGAAACUUUGACUUUUCCUCCAGAAGUUCCUAUCUCUGAGAAAGCCAAGGAUCUAAUUUUGAGAUUCUGCUGUGAGUGGGAACAUAGAAUUGGAGCCCCUGGAGUUGAGGAAAUCAAAAGUAAUUCUUUUUUUGAAGGCGUUGACUGGGAACACAUCAGAGAGAGACCUGCUGCAAUAUCUAUUGAGAUCAAAAGCAUUGAUGAUACCUCAAACUUCGAUGAGUUUCCAGAAUCUGAUAUUCUUAAGCCAACAGUGGCUACCAGUAAUCACCCUGAGACUGACUAUAAGAACAAAGACUGGGUCUUCAUCAAUUACACAUACAAGCGCUUUGAGGGCCUGACGGCUCGGGGGGCAAUACCUUCCUACAUGAAAGCAGCCAAAUAGUAUCCUUGAAACAGAAUUCUCAGUGGAGCGGAGUUAUUGGUACAUCAUUACUGUUUUCCUCUCACACACUCUUUUGAAAGAGUUUCUAAGAAGUUUAUGGAACCCCCCAGUGUGUCAUGGUAAACUCUCCUGAAUGUGACAGUAAGUGAAUUCUCAUCCAUAAUACACUGGAAACCUGUAGAACAGAGACAGCCAUUUCUACCACAUCGGCCAUAACAGCUGUACUGCUUCUUUAGAAGCCUCCUGAGCCAAUUUGAUAGAGGUUUUGAAAAACUUUUUUUCCUAAGUUCAUAAGAAUGAAGAAGAAACAACAGCCAUCAUCAAAUAUUACUGAGAUUGUAACAUAGACUUAUUGACUAUUAGCCAAUUUCUGUGAUUUUAUGACAGACGUGCUUUCUGCCAAGCCCACCAAGUAUUUCUUUUUCCUUUACAGCUAAAAGUUCCAUAGUACUAAGGAAAUAAAGCAAUAACGAAAGCCUCAGCAGCCAGCAUUCUGGCUGAAGGAAAUGAUCCACCAUCCUCUGAGUGGGUGGUGAUGGUGGUUUCUCCCCGUACCUCGGCCUGGGGUGAGUGGCUCCUGUUAGCCUCCAUUCAUGGUGCACUUUAUUUAUGGUACUAGGAUAAAGACCCUCAAUCCAUCGAUUUCUCUCCUUCUGCCCGUCUAAAACACUCGUGCUGCUUUUCUGAGUGUUGAUGGGGGAUACUAGCGUGAUCUGUUGUUGAUCUCAGAAGACCCGAGCCACUGGGCUUUGCCAAGGACUGCCAGAUCAUGUGGCAAAUCCUUCCCGUCUCUUCAUGGCUGGAUCAGAAAAUCCCUCAGACGGAUGUUGUCUUGGACCAGCAGUAGCCACAGGUGCUGCCAGCAGGAACUCACUCUGGUCCUGGGAACACAGCGGGGAGAGUCCAGGCUGAGGCAGCAGGCCUGGAACUCUCUUGGCUAAGGUGCUGCUCCUGCUCGGUCUCCAGAACCUCCUUGGAAGCGAAGGAACCAGCCCAAUAGAAAGUGCAGAGCCAGCCUACCAAUCCCUGUAAAGUUCACUCCCCAGUCCUUGGUGCAACUGUGCUUUGUCUUCUGUUGGUCUUUGUAUUUGUCCUCUCCAAUUUAAGUAACCAUUUUGCCUUGGAAUCAUGAUUACAGAUAUUUCCUUUGCAGAUGCCUUCCUGGGGGAUGCUCCUCUCUACCCUAAAGGGUAGCCUGCAGCCUGGGCUGACCAGGCCUCUGCUGUGGCAUUCUCAAGAGAGACCCUCGGAAUUUUAGCACAAAGUGCCUUUUCUUUCACAGAUGCCACCACCUUCAGAGGAAUUUUGCUGCAUCAGAAAAAUGUGGAGGCUCUAUAUUAAUGCAUUAUUUUAAAAUUGUUGAUAACUCUGAAAGCAUCAUUUGUACCUGUGUGGUGAUUUUGCCUGUUGCAAAGCAUCAUGGCCAAGCUGUAGCUGGGAGGCCUCUUUCUGCCAGUCUUGAGGAUAAGAUCAACUUGAAAGUAUGUCCUGGCUGAGCCAUUCAGAAACGAAAAAUGGGAUAUCAGAGUUAUAGUAGUAAAUGAAACUGCUUUGGGUUUUAAUGUCUUAGAGGAAGAAAAAAGAGAAUAUUAGGGAAGUAUUAACUUUGGAUGAAGGUAAUGUUUGCCCCUUAAUCUUUCAUUCAUGCUCUGCUAGUGAAAAGGAAGUAAAUGAGACUCUUUUGUGUCACUUUGUAGUUCCUUUGUAUUACCAAAUAGUUGAGGUUUUGACCCCCAGGUGUUUUGCAAGUAUGUGUGGUAAGCACGGUAGAGAGAAGUUCACAGGAGUGGUGAUAGUCUGUGUGGGGGGAGUGGCAAGGGAUGAUUUGUUUUAGGGGAAAAUGCCCACAUUUUAGACUUCUGAAUAAACAGUGUGAAAACAGUGUGAA
This is a messenger RNA of Mustela erminea (ermine), 3592 nucleotides long. It is a transcript of the gene STK38, whose product is annotated as serine/threonine kinase 38. NCBI's taxonomy places the organism in Eukaryota, Metazoa, Chordata, Mammalia, Carnivora, Mustelidae. Gene Ontology annotation, biological process: intracellular signal transduction; peptidyl-serine phosphorylation. Gene Ontology annotation, molecular function: ATP binding; protein serine/threonine kinase activity. Bases 307 to 1704 code for a protein of 465 amino acids. The record is from RefSeq and is a predicted model, not a curated record. The transcript has 14 exons.